AUGUCUACCAGAAGGCUCUCUGGUAGACAUGAAAAAGGAGUCAUUCGGAGUCAUUUGGACAUGAUCCACGAACUGAGCGGAGGAUUAAACAUACCUCUCCCCCGUGCUGGCCGCACAUCUGGAAUAAGAUGCAGCCUGGCGCUGGGUCUCCGGCGCCGAGGUUCGCGCCUGCGGCCUCCCAGCCGCCUGGCGCCCCCGCCCCACAGGCCUCGGUGGGGAAAGCGGGGGGCGGAGUUCUCCGCGCUCUCGGGAGGGGGCGGGGGCGGGGCCGCGCCGAGACCCUGCGGCCCCCGCCCGGCGACCCCGCGCCGUUCGCGCGGCUGCUGCGCCUCGGGAGGAGCCGCCGGAGACCCGGCCCUGCGGCGCCUGACAGCCGGUCCGCACGGCUCCUUGCCCUCGCGUCCCUCUUUCUUGCUUACUUUCCUCUCUCGUUCCUUCCUCCCGCCCCCCAACCGCGGCGGCGGCGGCGGCGGUGACAGAAACGUCUGGAACACCCGGGCUGAGAGAACUGCCCGCCGAGCCGCUCGCGGGCCCCGCCGCCUCUGGGCUCCUCUGGGCUCGUCUUCCUCUGUGCGCCCGCGGUGGGCUCGAGGGACUGGCCUUCGCCACCCACCCCCGCCCCCAGAGCCCGGCGGUCGUUGGAGGCCGGCUGUCCUUGGACGGAGGGAGUCGCUCUUCUGCUCGGAGAAAUACUGGCGAGGAGAGCAGAUGGGCGCUGUCCCCUGGCAAUGUCCCCGCAGCCAGGAGGAUGCUGUAGUUCCUUCCGUCCUGGAGAUUGGAGCUAGGUCCCAGAGAGUAACAGAAAAGUGGAGGGAAGAGCUGCCUCCAUCCCCGCAGCUCGAGAGAAUUGUGGUACAGACCCAAACGCUUGCAGAUUGACGAAAUGCAAAGAGCCUGGAUGUGCUGCUGGCUAGAGAUUCAACCCCAGCCUUGUUUCAUCCCAAAGCUGAUUCAUUUCCAUUGCAGGGGUCAGGAGCGCAGGAAAAGGAUCCCAGCCGAUUUCAGACAUUGGUUAUCCGUGUGAAGCCCAGUGAUCGAGAAGGAAAUCUGGUCAUAACCAGCUUUUGGUGGAGAAAAAAGGACCCCGGGGAGCUGUGAGACCUGGACAUCUCCCCAGGGCCAGCUUGUUUGGAGAGCCUCUGUCUUGCUGGUAGCUGCUGGACUAGGGCCUGGGCCCGAGAAGUUUGCUCUCUGGUGCUUUCUCUGGCGCCUGGAGAGCUGUCAUGAAGAGAAGCUCCUGGACCUUAAUAGAUGUGGAUCUUGGUUGAUGUCUUUAUGGGGAAGCUGGCAAGGUGGGGGCUGUUGUCCUUCCAGUGCCACGGAUCAUAACUGAGCUCCAGGGAGCUGAGGACUGAGCCUUCCUCUGUGGUCCCAGCCCCUAAGGCCUAGCAGGUCCGUGAUGGAUGUUUGGUGAGUCGGGGUGAGGGGGAAUAAAUCAGGUCCUCCUUGUGGGUACAGGUGCCUAUGUGAUCCGGCCCCUGUGUCUCUCCCCAACCUCAUCCCAUCUCUCUCAUCUUUGUUCUUAUCACACUGGCUUUCCUUUAGGCCUUUGAAAAUGUCCAGCUGUCACCUCUAGUCCAGGGGGUGUCGAAUUAUUGCCCUUAGUCCAAAUUUGUCUUGCUACCUAUUUUUUAUAAUUGAAUGAUUCUUUAAAUUCUAUA
This is a messenger RNA of Phacochoerus africanus (Common warthog), 1661 nucleotides long. Its product is annotated as translation initiation factor IF-2-like. Lineage: Eukaryota; Metazoa; Chordata; Mammalia; Artiodactyla; Suidae. Bases 1 to 879 code for a protein of 292 amino acids. The record is from RefSeq and is a predicted model, not a curated record. The transcript is spliced from 5 exons.